This is a messenger RNA of Daucus carota subsp. sativus, 863 nucleotides long. Its product is annotated as small ribosomal subunit protein eS10z. The transcript has 5 exons. The record is from RefSeq and is a predicted model, not a curated record. The coding region runs from base 138 to 668 and encodes 176 amino acids. Gene Ontology annotation, cellular component: cytosolic small ribosomal subunit. Gene Ontology annotation, molecular function: RNA binding; structural constituent of ribosome. Lineage: Eukaryota; Viridiplantae; Streptophyta; Magnoliopsida; Apiales; Apiaceae.
UAAACCAAAACCCGAGCCCGAAAACCCGAAACAAAAUAUAAAACGGUAAGGUUUCUAGGGUUUUUCUUCUCUUCUGCUCCCCAAUUAAUUAUCACAACUCCGGCGCCUCUAUCUCACAGCUUCUUCUCGCUUCAAUCAUGAUCAUAACGGAGAAGAAUCGCCGUGAAAUCUCGAAGUACCUCUUUCAAGAGGGCGUAUGCUAUGCGAAGAAAGACUACAAUUUGGCAAAGCACCCUGAUAUUGAUGUGCCGAACCUGCAAGUGAUUAAGUUAAUGCAGAGCUUCAAAUCAAAGGAGUAUGUUCGGGAGACAUUCGCUUGGAUGCACUACUACUGGUACCUUACUAAUGAUGGGAUUGAGUUCCUCAGGACUUAUCUUAACCUUCCAUCAGACAUUGUGCCUUCUACUUUGAAGAAGUCUGCUAGGCCACUUGGCCGGCCCAUGGGUGGCCCACCUGGUGAUCGCCCACGUGGCCCUCCAAGAUUUGAAGGAGAGAGACCAAGGUUUGGUGAUAGGGAUGGAUAUCGUGCUGGACCAAGAGGGCCUCCUGGUGAAUUUGGCGGUGAGAAGGGAGGAGCUCCAGCUGAUUAUCAGCCUGCUUUCAGGGGUUCUGGAAGGGGAGGAUUUGGACGUGGCUCAGGAGGUUUUGGAGGAGCCCCACCUAGUUGAAGUUUUUCUUCAUAUGCCUGAGUUUUAACGAGUUAGGGAUUGGUUCAAACAGUUUAUGAACUCCUUUCUAAGAAUAUAUGAGUUUAUCUCUUGACAAUUAAUAGGGUUUCAUGUCAUGUUGGGCUGAUAUUUUUUGUCUUAAUUAAAUAUUACAUGUUCCAAAUCUUUUGACAUAAAUUGAUUUGCUUUGUUGUU